AUCAAUGACAUCCCUAAUCUGACAAAAUGAACAUAUAGGUUAUAUUUAUUGGUCUCUGGGUUAUAUCAUUCAAAAUAUUUAGGAAUUUCCAAACUGAAUAAAUUCCUAAAUACUAGUAAAAGUUAAACUUCAAGGGGACGAUGAACGCAAUAAAAAAGAUCAUACUCAAUCUUCAACUUGCAAGAUGUAAUUCAACUUUGCCAUCGGAAUUUGUGAACAGGAAUCCAAGGAAUCUUGAGCGCAUGAGAAUAGCUCAAAAACCUGAUGGAUAUCACUUAGAUAAGCCAGGAAAGCGAUAUUGGCACAAAUUAGUGUUGAUUGAAAGCCAGAGAACCGUGACAGCUCAAGUAGUGCACUACCUUAAUGGUACAAUCAUUCAAGCAAGGUCAUCAGAAUGGCCACUCCGCAAACGAUUAUACAGCAUAAAAGACACUUGUGCGUACAUCAAUUUAGGAAAAGUAUUUGCCCAAAGGUGUUUGGAGAGUGGCAUCUUGGAAAUGUCCUGUGAUAUCCAACCUAAACAAGGAGGGAAGGUUGAACAAUUUCUUAAUGAAGUGAAAAGGGCGGGAGUAAAGUUACAAGAACCUGAAGUGUACAAACCUAACCCUUGGGACCAGUUUAGACCCGAAAAACCUUGGGAAGUCACUGAGGCUUAAGUAGUUAAUGCUAUAAAAAUUUUAGAAAUAAAUUAGUAUUAUGUUAA
This is a messenger RNA of Manduca sexta (tobacco hornworm), 703 nucleotides long. RefSeq names its product 39S ribosomal protein L18, mitochondrial-like. Lineage: Eukaryota; Metazoa; Arthropoda; Insecta; Lepidoptera; Sphingidae. The record is from RefSeq and is a predicted model, not a curated record. Gene Ontology annotation, cellular component: mitochondrion; ribosome. Gene Ontology annotation, molecular function: 5S rRNA binding; structural constituent of ribosome. Gene Ontology annotation, biological process: translation.